AUGCUUUCUCUAAUUCCCGAUCCGCCAGUCCGCGAGCUACUAGAAUUCUGUCAAUCUCAAAAUAUUCGUAAUAUCCAUCUUCAGGUUGGCAAAAAGAAAGAUAAUGAUGUAUCUUUGAUUUAUAGUAAAGCUAUUCAAUCUGUACAAAUAAUCAUAGAUCCAUCAAAUCUACCAAUAUUUAUUCAUUGUUUAGAUGGCGCAAAUGUUACAGGUCUAGUUGUUGCUUGCUUGCGAAAACUGCAAAUGUGGAGUAUUCCUUCGUGUAUGGGUGAAUUUCUUAGCGAGUUCAUUGAAAAAUUUUCAGGGGAAAUCGAAAUUCCUAGUAUGAUUCCUCACUGGUUAUGGGGCGGACAUGUUACUUCAAAUAAACACCCGACGUUAAAACUUAAAUUUUUAGACCCUAGAGUUAUUGAACAAUUUGAACAAAAAAAGAAAAAUGGGAAAAGCAUUGAAGUGGAUAAUAAAGACAAGAGAGUCAAUGGCGAAUAUGACUCAAUGACAUUACAGGCUUUGGCAUUAGAAGGCCUAGAUGAUAUUAAUGAUUGA
This is a messenger RNA of Racocetra fulgida, 546 nucleotides long. NCBI's taxonomy places the organism in Eukaryota, Fungi, Glomeromycota, Glomeromycetes, Diversisporales, Gigasporaceae. The record is from the annotation of a GenBank genome assembly.